This is a messenger RNA of Solea senegalensis (Senegalese sole), 2374 nucleotides long. RefSeq names its product serine dehydratase-like (gene sdsl). Gene Ontology annotation, molecular function: pyridoxal phosphate binding; threonine deaminase activity; L-serine ammonia-lyase activity. Lineage: Eukaryota; Metazoa; Chordata; Actinopteri; Pleuronectiformes; Soleidae. The transcript has 9 exons. The record is from RefSeq and is a predicted model, not a curated record. Bases 748 to 1716 code for a protein of 322 amino acids. Gene Ontology annotation, biological process: L-threonine catabolic process; L-serine catabolic process.
AUUAUUAUUAUUAGUAGUAGUAGCAGUAUCAUUAUGAGUACAUGUCCCCACAAUGCAGAGAGUCAAAAGUAUAAUGAAUGUUAUGAGAUGAUAAUUAUGACAUGUACAAUAUUAUCAUCAUCUUAAGAACCUCGGAAGUCUUUGAAUACUUUGCACCUUUUCACAAAGUGACAUUUAUGCAUGCUGUCACUUUUACAUGCUAGUAGAUAUCAGUGUCCUGAACUGUAUCAGUGUUGUUUAGUCUCUUUACACAGUUCUUAAAUCUCUGAAACUUGUUCUGCUCGGGGUUUUAUUUUGAAAACAGGAUGUUGCUGUCCUUACAAAUCGGCGCGCUUCACUUGUUCGCACGCUUUUUUCCUCAUAAAAGCCUUCGUAAGUUCAGCGUCAGAGACUUUGACCAUAGUACAUUCAUGGUGGAGUGUCAGAGAGUUCGACCGCAGCAGUUCCUGCAGAACAACUGUAGUAUUAGUUGUAAUACGGGGUUGGAACCUUCUGCAUGUAACCUAGGCAACCGGAAGCGGAAGUCAUUCAAAGGAACACAGUUCACACGUCUCCACGAGUCCCCUUGAUAUUUAUGAUAAUGCAAAAACUCAACAACCACCACUUUUAGGAACGACACCGGAAGUAGAUUAGCUGCUAGCCUCUCGUGCUACGUCAUGUUUGUGUUGAGUUAAUUUGGUGCUGCUUUCACAUUCUUAGCUCCAGGUUGUUGUCAAAUAAACUGCGUCUCAUCUCAGCCAAACCACGAUGACGGAGCAUUUCCACCUGAACACACCACUGCUGGAGAGCGUCAGCAUGUCCAAAUGUGCAGGAACCACCGUCUAUUUAAAGAUGGAGAAUUCACAGCCUUCUGGCUCCUUCAAGAUCCGGGGCAUUGGACACAUGUGCCAGCAGCUCGCCACACAGUCCAAAGGAGUGGUGUGCUCUUCAGGUGGAAAUGCAGGCAUGGCUGCAGCCUACGCAGCCAGACAGAUGGGUGUACCUGCCACCAUCGUCGUUCCCUCCUCCUCUCCUCAGGUGGUUAUUCAGAGACUCCAGGAUCAGGGUGCUGCAGUCAAAGUCAUUGGAAAGGUUUGGGAUGACGCCAACGCUGAAGCUCUCAGACUGGCAGAGAGUGAAGGACUCACCUAUGUCCCUCCAUUUGAUCACCCCUUACUUUGGCAGGGCCACGCCUCCAUCAUGUCAGAGGUCGCCGCCUCUCUGGGUCCCGGCGUGAAGCCUGGAGCGGUGGUGCUGUCUGUGGGUGGAGGAGGUCUCCUGUGUGGAGUUGUCCAGGGCCUGAAGGAUGUCGGCUGGGCAGAGGUCCCAGUUAUCGCCAUGGAGACAGUGGGGGCAGACUGUCUGAACGCUGCUGUUAAAGCGGGGAGGGUGGUCACUUUGGAUGACAUCACCAGUGAGGCUAAGUGUCUUGGAGCAAAGACAGUUUGCAGACAGGCGUUUGAAUACAGUCAGAACGGUGAGACGCCGGUGCUGUCAGAGCUGGUGACAGACGAGCAGGCUCUGCACGCUGUGGAGACUUUCCUCAAUGAGGAGCGUGUGUUGGUGGAGAUGGCGUGUGGAGCAACACUGGCAGCUGUGUACACUGGACUCGUCCACAGAUUACAGCAGGAAGGUCGCCUGCCGACCCCGCUGCGCCCCCUGCUGUUAAUCGUGUGCGGUGGCAGCAGCAUCGACGUGGAGCAGCUGAACAACCUCAGAAACAAACUCCGGACCUGAGCUCCAAAUAUGUGACAGGUGAUCUCCGAGUGAUGUGAGCACGUCAGUGACACAGUUCACUUUGUUUCAUUUAAACAAACUCCACAUCACAGUGUCGGCUCUCUCAUUUAAAAACAAACAACAAUAAUAAAGUCAUUCGUUUUGGUGAAGCAGCAGCAAAGGAUCAUGGGAAUUGUGUCUUCACCACCUGCAGAGAUUCAAAGUGCACAGCGAACGACAGAAAUGGUAAAUGAACUGAGAGGAGGACGGAAUACUGCACACAUCUGUGUUCUCAGACACUUCACAAAAACAACGUUUAUUUGACAUAGUUGUUAUUAUUAUUAUUAUCAUUAUUAUAAGUGCACUGCAGAUGGGAGAUAAAAGGUUUGUUUAAUGUUAGUGUUCAAAAGAAAACACACAAAAAUCAAGCACACAACAAGGUUUUCCUCUAAAUCAAAGAGACUAAUAUUAACAUUUCUCACUCUGAUAUUUCAUAUGAGUUUCACUGAUUAUUUCUUCUACAUAGUAGAUACAUACAUGUAUGUGUGUAUAUAUAUGUACAUAUAUAUAUACAUGUAUGUGUGUUGAAAUAGAUACAACGAGAUGAUGCAGCCGUUACAAGCUGAACAAAAUGGUUUCAAAGAAUAUUGUAAUGUAAAUAAACUUCUCCAAACAUUCA